AUGCCCUCACACUUGACCCGCGUCGUCUUUCGCAACCUCAUCGCCAACGAGCCUCUCUUGUACCGCGGAUGUCGCCAUCGAGCCAUUCACCCGCGCGCACUCAGCCAGCAUGGCACCCGGCCCCUCACCCACACGCAGCGUCGCACAUUCUUCGGCAACCUCUUCAAGCAGCAGCGCAAGCUGAAGCCUGCCGAGACCCCCGCCGGACUCGAGAAGAUGACCGAGGUGACAUACGCAAAAGACAAUGCCCUCAGACCCCCCCAGCCAUCCGAAGUCGCCCAAGCCAUCAAGGACUUUUUUGCCCUGCGAAAGGGAAAAUUUGAAGACUUCCACGUAGCGAGCGCCUACCAGGCACUUCACUAUCUGCAGGAGAACCCCAAGGACGACGGACAGGCCUGGCUCACCAGAAGAGAGCUAGACACUAUUUUGGACGAGUUGAUGGUAGCCCCAAGACGACCAGACGUGGUUGGCAAGUGGCAUAUCCCAUUCGGCCUAAUGCUCAUUGACGAGCUUGCAAAAUCAAGCAGUGAACACCAGGCCCAAGAUGGAAACGAAAGCACCAAGGAAUCCGAUGCAGCAUUCGACAUGUACCUAAAAUCAAAGCAGAUUCAGCUAUUGUCCCUCUUUGGUGCUGCUGCUGAGGCCAGGCAAAUCGCCCUCGCCUUCUCCUUCGACCCCAAAGCAACCGCUGCUCAACAAAAGGCUUGCACAAGCGCAUGGAAGACUGUGCUUGCAGGCGUUGUCAAGGAAGGUAACCCGGCUGAAGUACAGAAAACGAUAGAAAUGCUAGAGGCCUGUUCGGUUCCCCUGACGGUGCAAAUACAAUCGUCACUAGUCUCAUUCUAUGCCGAGAAGGGCGACGUGGAAAGUGCCAAGUUUUGGUAUACAAAGCCAGUUUUCAACAAGUUCGGAAGACCCGCGACGAUCCCCGGGAAGACAAGCUCUGUGUUGUUCAAGGCUUGCGCCGCCACCAACGAUCUAGCUUUUGGUCACCAGAUGGUUGCCAAUCUGCUCAAAGGUGAAAUGCCUAGCAAGGAAUCGUGGGACGCCAUCUUUCUGUGGUCGGUCGCUAUCGGCAAGGGGCCCGACGAGGUCAAUCGCAUGAUCGAUGUACUCAUUCGCCGCAACGAUCAGGCGCGUCAAAAAAACCCCAAAAUCCCUGUCAUCCGACCAGACAUUGAUACCAUCAACACCUUGGUAGAAUACUGCAUGUCGCAAUCAGACCCCUACUCUGCUGAGCGUUACAUCGUUUUGGGUGAGCAUCGUGGUAUCAUCCCAGACGAAACAACCUACACAAUGCAGAUUACAUACCGCAUUUCGGUUGGAGAUCUCGAUGGAGCUAGGGCUGCCUACUUCAACCUUCAGGGCUGCUUCUCAGGCAGCGAUCGCAGUGUCGCGGCCAUCAAUCAACUAAUACUAGCUCUCUGUGGAUCCAAGCAGCACUACUUUGACGAGUUGAUGGCCAUGGUAGAUGAUCUACAUGAGCGCAAGGCCAACUUUACUCCCGAAACCGUCGCCGCACUUACCCUCUUGCAUCUUCGGAGGGGCGAGAUCCCGGAUGCCAUGGACCUUUUGCAAGUGCAUGCGCAUCAAUACGCACCAGUUCAGCGAAAGAUUAUCCAAAAGGCUCUUUCUGUAUUCAUACUGGAUGGCGAAACCAGCACAGCAGAUGCUUGGGAUGGCUACCAAAUUAUACGCAACGUCUUUCCCGAAACGCCCCGUGAAGACCGGAUACCCAUCAUGCGCAACUUCUUCGCCAGGAACCGGUCGGACAUGGCUUGUCACGUCUUCUUCCACAUGCGCAACCAUAUUAGCCCAACCCAUACUGCCACAAAAGAGGUUUAUGUCGAGGCCUUUACCGGUUUCGCUCGGUGCGCUGAUGCCGAGUCUCUAGAGUUGACACAUAACCAGCUGAAGCUGGACCUCAGUGUGGACAUGGACACGAAGCUGCGCAAUUCUUUGAUGCUUGCCUACGCUGCCACUGGUGAGAACAGGAAGGCGCUCAUGUUCUGGAGGGAUAUUUGCGAGUCAAGGGAAGGCCCUUCGUACAACAGCAUACUCAUAGCCUUCAGAGCCUGCGAGGGUAUGCAUUUUGGAUCUGACCAUGCCAGAUCCAUCUGGGCACGCCUGAAACAGCAGGAUAUUGACAUUGACAAGCCCAUCUGGACAGCUUACAUGUCAGCCAUUGCAAGAAACCACAAUCAUGACGAGGCCAUGGCUCUUAUAGAGACGGUGGAGGACGAGUAUGGCUUCACUCUAGAUUUGCAAAUCCUAGGUAGUUGGUUCAACUGUACUGCGAAUGGCGAGAAGCAACAACGCGUCGAAGCAUGGAUCAAGAAACGAUACCCUGAAAUCUGGGAUGAAAUGGAAGCAUUGGGCCAUUGGGUUACAAUGGAUGGGUUCGGAUAUCGACAGUACAACAUUAACCGCGACCUUGAUCCAUAGAUGAUGUAUAAUAGUAAGAUCAGAAUUCGGAGGUCAUAAA
Exserohilum turcica Et28A is the source of this 2485-nucleotide messenger RNA. RefSeq lists its product as uncharacterized. Gene Ontology annotation, molecular function: protein binding. The coding region runs from base 1 to 2445 and encodes 814 amino acids. NCBI's taxonomy places the organism in Eukaryota, Fungi, Ascomycota, Dothideomycetes, Pleosporales, Pleosporaceae. The record is from RefSeq and is a predicted model, not a curated record. The transcript is spliced from 2 exons.